Messenger RNA from Seminavis robusta, 3159 nucleotides. NCBI's taxonomy places the organism in Eukaryota, Bacillariophyta, Bacillariophyceae, Naviculales, Naviculaceae. The record is from the annotation of a GenBank genome assembly.
AUGGAGCAUACUAUUAAUAACGGUAGCAAUGAGAUGAUGAGAGACGGUAGCUUUUGGAAUGACAGCAUGUGGGAUGACAGUCUGAUGGAUGGAAGUGGGAGUGUCAUUGAGAUGGACAUGUCUGCCAUGUCUGCCAUGUCUGCCAUUAAUAGUACUAUUACUAGUAAUAGUACUAGUAGACCAAGACCAAGUCAUCAGGCUACCCCUACUCAGGAUCAGGCUCCCCUCUCUUCUACUACAUGUAGAAGAAGUCCCAGAAGAAGUCCCAGAAGAGGGAGUACCAACAGUCCCAACGGGAGACCCAGUCGAAGAACACGACAAGCUCCUCCCCGUAGAUCCAAUACCAGUCCUACUCGAGGCGGACGAAGUCCCACACGACAAUCACAGCAACAGCAGCAGCAAAGAGGACUUCCCAGACGUUCUCAUACCAGUCCCACCCGGUCUCCUACCUCGUUCACUGCUGCCACUGCCAGUGCUAGUACUAAUGCGGGAAGUCGAAGCCCGGCCAAUUCCACGGGAAGUCAUGACAGAAGAAGGACAAGGAGGAAAACUACAUAUACUACUACUAGUAGAACCAGACCGGCUUCCUUGACUACCGGUACGGAGGAAACGUCUUCUUCUUCGGAAGAAUUCAAUAUUCUAGAUGUGGUCGAAAAACGACAGAGGGCCAGUGUCCAAGAAGCAGCACGAGAGGGAAUCCGAAGAAUUCCACUGCGAGAAUCCAGGGCAGCGGCGGCGGCUGCGGCGGCGGCAGCGGCAUCCUCUCGACGAGAUUCCAACCAUUCACGGCGGCAAUCCACCACAACAACACAAUCCACCACCACAAGACGAGCUAGUCAGACAAACAGAAACAAGUCCAAUGAUCAGCAUCAAGCAUCAUCGACAUCGACAUCGACAUCCACUUACGACCCGUUUCUGGAAAAACAGCAACCUCCCACAGACAUCUCAUCAUCGAGUGUGCCACGGGUAGCCAUUGGCAUUCGAUCGGCGGGAACAGUGUCAUCCUCCACUAAUACCUCGUCCUCCGUAAACCCUGCCAAAGACACUACCACCACCAAAGAUGCAGGAACUACCAAUGAUAAUAAGUACGACGACACCAACAAGGACUCGACGACGACUACGACUCCAGGAGCAGUCGCCGUCAAACCCAAUCCACAAAUCGAACGAUCACGCCUCAGUCGAGGACGGUCCGACCCCGAGUCUGUGCCACUGCCCAUUGUCAAACUCGUUACACAACAAACGUCUCAAGAAGUCAUGCCUGUUCAACGAGCGCGGCCGGUAUGGAACAAUAAUAGCACUAUUACUAUAGAGGAUCAAACACCACCGGAACCAACCGACACUUGCAAAGACGUCUCGUUUCACGAUGAAGAACUGGGGCAUGACAACACCAAUUCCACUACGAACGAUCCACCUCUCUUGGAUGACAGCCAACAAACAACAAUCAACAAUAACAAUAAUGCUGUCGUCGUGGACGGUGCACCCGCCUUGCCCAUGACCAAUCUACAACGAGGAUCGGCACGAUCCUUGGCAAGACCGGGUGCGUACUUUUUUCCGGGAUUGGGGCGUGUCAUUAGUCGAGCCGGUAGUAGUCUGCGAUCCAUCAGUCACAACAACAAUGCUAACAAUACUGACAUGAGUGGAGAAUUGUCGGCCGUCGUCGUCAACGAUCAAGUUCGAACAUCCGUCAUGGAAUUUCACUAUCCGCAACAGCAGGACCAACAACAACAACAAAAACGAGAUCGACAAAUACGCAUUGGGUUGCUCGUGGCCGGUGUGUUUGUGGUGGUCAUUGUACUCAUUGUGGUACUGGCCGUGGCAAUGCCCAACAGCGACAAUAACAGUGACAAUAAUAGCCCAGAAGACACUGCCACCGACUCUACCUCUACGCCAACGACACUGGCUCCUACCCCCACCCCGCCCGUGCAAGAACGCAUGAUUGCACUGUUUCCCGACUCGACACUAUUGCAACUGGACAAUCCCUACACACCCCAGUCCAAGGCAUGGAAUUGGCUCUUGUCGGAUACCACCAAGAACUUGCCCCAAUACUCGGAUCAACGAUUGCUCCAACGAUUCGCCAUGGCAACCUUGUUCUACGCCACGGGUGGCAUUGAUUGGGACCAGCGAGAUGGAUGGCUCAGUUAUCGCACACACGAAUGUCUCUGGUGGAGUUGGGGAUCCUUUGAUGAUGGCAGUGACGGGGUGGAAUUUGUGCAAGUUACCAAGCAGAACGAGGGGAAUCCCUGUGAAGAAAAUGCCACUUUACUGGAGAAUGAUAUUUUGCAGGAUGGAAUCAUGCAACACAUUUGGUUGCGGCAAAACAACUUGGAGGGGACGCUGCCAUUGGAAAUCUACUACGGACUACCACAAAUUCGCAGCAUCAAUGUGGAUGGGAAUUCCUUGAGUGGCAAGCUGGACGAUUCCAUGGCACGCUUCUGGACCAAUCUCGAAGUCAUGAGUGCCUCCACGAACCAACUCUCCGGGUCCGUUCCACAGAAUCUAGAGGCGCUGACCAAACUGACGGCGUUCAUGCUCCCGUACAACCAACUUUCGGGAAUGAUACCGGCAUCGUUAGGGGUGGCCACAGAUUUGAAGUAUCUCAUGCUCGACCACAACCAAGAUAUUUCGGGGACGAUACCUCCAGAGAUCGGAAAUCUUUCCAAGUUGAACUUCUUGUACUUGAGCUUUACGUCGAUCACUGGCACGAUCCCCACAGAGGUCGGGUUGAUGACGGAUUUGCUUCACUUGGAUCCCAAGUUCUGCCAGCUCUCCGGGACGCUUCCGACUGAGAUUGGUGGCAUGGCAUCUCUAGAAUGGCCCACCUUGCAGGGAAACCAACUCACAGGACCUAUUCCAACCGAGCUAGGGCUAUGUUCUUCAAUCUUUGCGAUCGAGCUUGAAGGGAACAUGCUUGAAGGGGGCAUCCCGUCCCAGCUGGGGAUGCUGGAUGGUUUGAUUCUCUUGGAUCUUGAGCAGAACGAAUUGACAGGCGCAGUGCCUGUGGAGAUUGGGCGCUUGGCAGAGAUUGGUUCGUUGACUCACAUCUAUUUGCGAAACAACAGCCUGACGGGGACGGUGCCUUCAGAUCUUUGCACCCUAGAAGUCAACGAGUUUGACUGCAACGACAGCCUCUGUGGUUGCAAUUGUGAAUGUGGCACUUAA